AUGAAGCUCCACUGGCUGCUUUUGGCAGUUAUCUGCAUCGUGAACUACAGCGUCACCACCGGCAGCAGCCCCACAACCGAGAGCACCUCCACCACCACCACCACCACCUCCUCGUCCAGCUCCAGCACCACCACGGAUUCCUCGACCACCACCACCGCAUCCUCCUCCUCCUCCUCCUCCACUGAAUCCACCGAGGCGUCCAGCACCGAAACGGUCACCACCGCCGCCGCCGCCGCCACCGCCUCCAAAACCAGCUCCGCCACCACCGCGACCGCCACCAAGAAGUCCUCCGCCGCCGCCAAGAAGAAGGCCCGCGCCGCCCGCAAGAAGCGGGCGGCACGACGCAGGAAGCGUCGCGCAGCCAAGAAGCGUGCCGCCGCCAGGCGCAAUCGCAACAGGGGCUAA
This is a messenger RNA of Drosophila subpulchrella, 405 nucleotides long. Its product is annotated as bypass of stop codon protein 1. The record is from RefSeq and is a predicted model, not a curated record. NCBI's taxonomy places the organism in Eukaryota, Metazoa, Arthropoda, Insecta, Diptera, Drosophilidae. The coding region runs from base 1 to 405 and encodes 134 amino acids. The transcript has a single exon.